AUGCUUGUGCAAGUGAAAAGAAUUCCGGACAAGGAGGACGAAGACGCAAACGGUGAUGGUAUCCCUGAUUGCCGUGCGGACACCUCUGACCUGCAGUUCGUCAUGCGAUAUGGCACGAAGAAGAAGUCCCUUGACACUGACAUGGAUGGCAUUCCCGACGACGUCGACCUCGAUGAUGACAAUAAUGGAAUACCCGAUAUCCUUGAGGAUCGUAAUGGCGACCAGAUUCCUGACUUCUUGGAGGAGGUGAUCGACGAAUGUAAGUGA
This is a messenger RNA of Dibothriocephalus latus, 267 nucleotides long. The record is from the annotation of a GenBank genome assembly. Lineage: Eukaryota; Metazoa; Platyhelminthes; Cestoda; Diphyllobothriidea; Diphyllobothriidae.